GUGGCAGCAGCACUGGGAGCAUCGUUCUGACUCUGGAUCAGUGCGCACCUCUUUCCUCAGAUCCCACUGGAGCAGCGACAGAACCGGACCUUUUAACGCCUGUCAUUUUUCCCCCCCCCAUCCCUGUUAAGACAUUUUUAAUCCAAUUUCCCUUCCUCCCUGGGAAGAACCUGUGCGCCUAACUGUGGGAUAUACAUGUAUGAGAGCGGCAAGAAAGAGCGAACAAUUCGGAGGGAAUAAAGUACCCUGUCAGCGUCGGUCCUGCAGUAGUUCAGAGACUGGACCGCGGCGCGUCGGCAGCACGCAGUAGUCCGGGUCUGGGACUUGGAUCCAAGUCUCAAAUCGCUUCGCCGUUUCCUCGUGCUUGCACUUGACUGGAACUAGGAUGGAGUCUUAUCUCGUAGCGGCUCUGUCCCUGUGCUGUCUAACGGCACCCAGCUAUGGGGACAAAGGGACAAGCAAAGCCAGGAGUUGUUCGGAUAUUCGGCAGUUUUAUAACGGCAAAGGAUUCCCGUUAGACGGCGUCCCUCUGUCGGAAAUAUCCGGAGAGCACCUGCGCAUCUGUCCCCAGGGAUACACAUGCUGUACCAGUGACAUGGAGGAGAACCUGGCCACACUGAGCCGCAGGGAAAUCGAGGGAGUGCUCAAAGACGCCGGGCGAUCCGUACAGUACUCGCUGACUGGACUGCACAAGACAUUUGAUGGGUACUUCAUGGAGCUGCUGAACCACUCAGCUGCUGUGCUGCACCAACACACUUCGACUUGGGGUUCCUUCUACACACAGAACUCCCAGGUCUUCUCUGACCUGUACACAGAUUUGAGGCUCUACUAUCGCGGUUCCAACAUCAAUUUGGAGGAUGUGCUGAAUGACUUCUGGGCUCGGCUGCUGGAGAGGCUCUUCUACCAGGCCAACAGGCAGUACUACGUUGGGGACGACUACCUGGAGUGCGUCUCCAAACAAAUGGAGACACUCCGGCCCUUCGGUGACAUACCACGCGACGUGAAGUUGAAGGUGACUCGCACGUUUUUGGCCGGCCGGUCCUUCGUCCAGGGCCUGUUUGUCAGCGGAGAGGUGGUGCGCAAAGUAUCCCAGGUCCAGCUGAGUCCGCCGUGCAUGCGGGCCAUCAUGAGGAUGACGUACUGCCCCCACUGCCGCGGCGUGCCCUCCGCCCGCCCGUGUGUCAACUACUGCAUCAAUGUCAUGAAAGGGUGUCUGGCCAACCAGGCGGAUCUCAACAGCGAGUGGAGGCACCUGGCAGAAACCAUGAUACAAGUGGCUGAGCGGUUUAACGGCCCGUCCGGAGCAGACGUGGUGCUGCUCUCUCUUCCGGACCAGAUUUCAGAAGCCGUCAUCACCAUGCUGGAGAACAUCGAGAUGGUCAACGGCAAGUUGUAUCAAUCGUGUGGAAACCUCAGACAAGCAGGAAGCGGCGCUUCAGAUGUGGAUGACUUGCUGAAGAAAGCGAAGUUGGCCAGAGAGGACCAGGUGGUUUCCAGCUCCAGCAAGGUCCUGGACAAAAUGGUGUCAGACAUCACCUUCAGGAUGAGGGACAUGCAGCCUUACUGGGUCUCCCUCCCGGCUAUGAUCUGCAGCGACAGGGUGGCCAGCGGCGCCGGCGCCGAGGAGCGCUGCUGGAACGGCAUGAGCCGCGCCAGGUAUCUUCCUGAGGUGAUGAGCGACGGCCUGGCCAGCCAGAUCAACAACCCCGAGGUGGACAUCGACAUCACCAAACCAGACAUGAGCAUACGACAGCAGAUCAUGCAGCUCAAGGUCAUGACACACCGCCUGAAGAACGCCUAUAACGGCAACGACGUGGACUUUCAGGACACCAGUGAUGACGCCAGCGGAUCGGGCAGCGGCAUGUGCACGGACGAGAUGUGCUCACGCAGCCCGCGCAUCGUCAUCCCAGUCACCACUCGCCCCCUGGUCUACAACCCCCCCAAGGAGAAGAAGAUCUGGAGUCGAAACUCCGCCAUGACCCCGCGGCCCGUCGUCACCAUCCACCUGCUGUCGCUGCUGCUCUGGCUGCUCCUGCGAUAAUCGCCGAAGGAAACCACCUCUACCGGGACUGAGUUCGGAGCAAGGAGGUCGGGGGGGAGUCCGAAAC
Synchiropus splendidus (mandarinfish) is the source of this 2108-nucleotide messenger RNA. Its product is annotated as glypican-1-like. Gene Ontology annotation, biological process: regulation of protein localization to membrane; cell migration; negative regulation of fibroblast growth factor receptor signaling pathway. The transcript has 10 exons. Gene Ontology annotation, molecular function: fibroblast growth factor binding. NCBI's taxonomy places the organism in Eukaryota, Metazoa, Chordata, Actinopteri, Syngnathiformes, Callionymidae. Gene Ontology annotation, cellular component: cell surface; synapse; plasma membrane. The record is from RefSeq and is a predicted model, not a curated record. Bases 386 to 2041 code for a protein of 551 amino acids.